UUUUCUUUUUGUUAUCUCUCAUGUCUAUGCGGGCUACGAUAAUCAUUAAAACAUGAUAACGUGAAACUUAUUUGUGCCCAAUAAGUGAUAACGGUUAGUAUAAUAGGUAUAAUCGUGGUGUGCUUGCUUGGGUAUCCAAUUAAAUAUUAUUGACUUUGGGAAAAUAAAGUCAGAGGUAUCUUACAUUUUUUUCAUGAUUUUAAUAUGUUGUAAAAAGGUUUGUAAACAUUGCUUUUAACAGUUAUAAAUCAAUACUCAUCAUUUUAGAAGAAAUAGUAUUGGUCUUACACGAUAUACGUAAAUAGAAAGUGUUCUAUUAUUUUUUAAUACAGGCGUGGCUAUAUUUCAGUCUAGUGAUGAUAGUAAUAAUAGUAACAGGUAGUCUACAAACAUUAUCAAGGAGCAUCAGCUUUUUCAUCAUGGUUACUGGCAACAUGACGGUAUAUGAGCGGUGCUGUAUGGAAUAAGAAACUAGAGCUCAAGUUGUUUUAGAAUCACCAAUUUCAUCGUUUAAUUAUUCACUAUAUAAUUCCUUAUACUACUUUACAUAUAUAAAUUAAAAUCAUCAAAGGGAAAUGUAUAUAUAUAAAGAAAGUAUAGAAAGUGAUCUUGAGUAUAUUUUUAGCUCGACUAUUCGAGGAGUAAAGAAACUUUACUACUCGCCAUGAGUGGUCGUUAUUUAGUCCCGAAUAACUCCAUAUUAACACUAAAUACAAGUCAUGGCCCUUGAUUUACUGUUUUAUCUUUUACGUUUUUUAUUGCUUUUGACAGGCAUAUUUUUAUAUUUUAACCAGGUUUUCACAAAGGGAAACUUGGUUUUCGGAAUAACGUGCUUCUUUGUUUGGGCUGACCGGCUUGGCGUCAAACUCACCUAUGGUAUCAAAUCAAUGAAUCAGGUUUGAGUGUAUUGAGACCUUUCAUCGGAUUGCGUUUUUGGGUCCCUUGGAUCAAGGUCACUAUCACCAUAAAUAGGAAAAGGUUUAAGUUAACAUGCCGAAAGAAAAGAAAGAGGGUAACCAUGGAAAAUCAAGGCAGUCCGUUGCUUUACUUGGACCUACUGGACUGGUUUCCGCGGAACUUCUGGAUCAUGUUAGAACUAAGAUGACAUCCGACUUUAUGAGGGACCAUCUGCAAAGUCUACAAAAUGAUAUGCAACAAAUGGUCUUACAAAGUCAAAAUUGCAUGGCAACUCUUAAAAAUACACGAGGUUUUGUAGAUCCUUCAGUACUGAUGAAGUACCCAGAUUCUGUCGUGGCAAACAGGUAUCUGAUAGCCUUUGACUACUUCUUCAUGGGUUGGACAACACUUCUCAAUUAUCCAAAAACCUCGGUUGAUAAUGAAAAUGACUGUAAACAAAUAAUGGAUGGAAUCCACAACUAUGCGUGUGGUGCUAUUCUUGUUGGACAUAUGGCCAGUCAGUUUCCAUUAUUCGGAUCAAUUAUUGAUCUUUUCACAAACUACCUGAGGGUUUGUCCAAAUGAUUUUCUAGCGGAAUUCUUAAAACUUAAGUGUGAACUCAGCAGAUCCAUUGGAGACGAAGAUGUUGACAGCUCAAAGGAUUAUGCGGCCACAAAGACGAAUAUAAGAAGUCUUGAGUUAUUUGCCCAUAAGUUAGAGACAUACAAAGACGUUGACAUGGGAAAGUGUACUUUGAUAGAUACCUACUUGAAACUGGCAUCUCUGUAUGCUGUUUCGGAUCAAAGUGAAAGAUCAAGGUAUCUUUUCCAGCUUUGUCAUGACCUUGACCCUGCAAACGUCGAGGCCAUGUAUGGCAUUGCUUAUCAGUGCUGGCGUACUGACCCAGAGAAAGCCAAAGAGCUUCUUACGAAGUUCAUCGAUACUGCACAUAUACAUCAGGACCACAGUCCACAAGUUAGAUAUCUCUUGGGUAUUAUUCACAGAGUAUUUGGAAACAACGUCAGCCUUGCAAGGAAAUAUUACGCACUUGGUGAAGAAGCUGAAAAUAAAAUACUACCCUUUAAUGACAAGACACCGCAUCAUUUCAAGCGGUUUCUAAAUUUAAUGAUUAAAGCUGGUCUUCAUGAGGACUUACAAAGCAUUAUAAGUUUGAUGUGAGAUGUCAUCAUUUUUGUUUAAAUCGAAAAUAACCUUUAUAGGAUGACGGCGAAGACUACCAUUUGACAUUCGUAUAAUAUAUCUCAUUCGGUAAAAACAAACCAUUCGUAGCUAGAACUCAGUCGAAUCUUCUUAUGUGACAGAUAAUUAUUGAAAUCGUAUUUCUUUUCGAACAAUUUUGUAAAACUGGGUUCUAUUAUGUCAAAAUAUGGUCAUAUUUUUCAAUAUGUGAAGACCGUUAUAAUCACACAUUUUAGACUUAUUUCCGUUGUAUCUUAAUACUAUUAGUGUUUGCCCUACAUUUACAGCCAAUCAUGGGCGCUAGAUUUUUUUUAAAUAUUUAGUUCCUUAUCUGUGAAGAAUCGUAACUUUUUCCUGAAGACGACUCUUCAUGAUUAAGUUAAUUGCUAUAACUGCGCAUGCCUGGUGUUUGGCAUAUAUGAAGAAAGUUUAUUCAAAAGCAAUAUAUGCCAAGGCGCAAUUUCAGUGUCAUCGCUUUUCUCUCUUAGGUAACUAAUUUACGAAGAAAUUACGUAAAGAUGCACCCUUACUUCCAAAUUAGUUAUACCCCAAUUAAUACAAUUGUUUUAAUUUACUGAAAAGGAGAGUAAAUGUCGAAAACAAUGGUUCUUACUUCGUAAACUAUAACACUGUUUGAAUCCAAUGAUCCAUGUACAAUAUUUAAUCUUACUUCUGUUCAACGGGACUAUCUGGUCUUUAAAUAUUUGAUACACUCGAAUAUAUGUUAUGUCUUUGAAUACUCAAAUUGAGCCUCUGAAUCGUAUUGUCUUUAUCAAUUACCUUAUUUUGUUCAUGUUGUGUAUGAAUUUGAGUAAAUAAAUGUGUUGAUUUGACUUGA
Molecule: messenger RNA, 2935 nt
Organism: Mya arenaria
Lineage: Eukaryota; Metazoa; Mollusca; Bivalvia; Myida; Myidae
Exons: 3
Coding region: 991-2076 (361 amino acids)
Molecular function (GO): protein binding
Source: RefSeq, a predicted model, not a curated record